This is a messenger RNA of Colias croceus (clouded yellow), 1484 nucleotides long. RefSeq names its product ARMADILLO BTB ARABIDOPSIS PROTEIN 1-like. The transcript has 3 exons. Gene Ontology annotation, cellular component: cytoplasm. The record is from RefSeq and is a predicted model, not a curated record. Bases 326 to 1330 code for a protein of 334 amino acids. NCBI's taxonomy places the organism in Eukaryota, Metazoa, Arthropoda, Insecta, Lepidoptera, Pieridae. Gene Ontology annotation, biological process: proteasome-mediated ubiquitin-dependent protein catabolic process; regulation of proteolysis. Gene Ontology annotation, molecular function: ubiquitin protein ligase binding.
GUGAGACGGCAGACAUUAAUUUAAUAUUUUGAUACCUAUGUUUCUCUAUGUUUCUUUAAAUCUCAGCUAAAAAUAAGAAUCGAUUGUGAAUAUAACAUAAAAACCUUUGGUUUAUUAUAACAAACUAGUUAUUUUUCAUAUCGAGUAAUAUAAUAUUUAAAUUCAAUAAUCUCGAAAUAACAAUAUUUUCCUGUUGGCUUUUCCAGUGUUAAAAAAUUUGUCGAUAACGUAAUCACCGGUCCUGUAGUGAGUAAUAUUAUUGUAUAUUCAGUUCUAAAAUUUUUAUAAACCCUGAACAACUAAUCAACUGGUGGAGACAUUAGCCAUGGAAAAAAACAAAUUGGACUUUGUGAUGGAUAACUUUGUCAUUCUUGGUCACCAACCAUGUCAAACAUCUGAAGCAAGGUACUUAUGUCUAGACGCUCUAUAUGAAAAAUGUCAUCGACCUAAUUUCUAUGACAUUGGUGGGACAUAUAUUCAAGAUGUUCCCGACUAUUGGUUUUUUUUUAAAACUGAGCAGGUUGCAGAAAUGUUUCUUGUUCACAUCUUCAUGACAAACAAGCAAGAGAGCACAAUUAAUGUACGAAUAAGUAACUCAAACAGUAUAACAUUUGAUAAAGAGAAAAACAUUGCAUUUUUAUCAUCAAAUUUGACCAAAAUUCAGUUUGAGAAUGUGCAGGAGCAAUCUCAUAAAUAUUUAACAACCUUCACGUUUGAAAAGUUCGAGUUAGAUCUGUUGAAAGGCAAGCAGUUGUAUAUAACAAUAUCAUUUAUGGAAGAUGAAAGUAAUGUAAUUGUGGAGAGUCCUAAAAAUUUGCUUGACUUUGGGACAUUGCUAGAAGAUCCAAUUGGGGCUGAUUUCACAGUAGAGUCUGAAGAUGGUGGAAAGUUCCAUGUUCACAAGAUUCUGUUAACAGCCCACAGUGAGGUAUUCCGAGCUAUGUUGAAAGAAGACACUGCGGAGUCCAAAAAUGGAUGUGUUAAGUUGAUUGAAGUUGGAAAAGAGGACCUACAUCAUCUCCUAACUUUUAUUUAUACAGGAACCUUGAAAGACCUUGAUGAAAUUAAUUUCUUCAACAUGUUAAUUCUGGCUGAUCGUUUCAAUCUUGAAGGCUUGAGGGAGCUGUCUGAACAUGCUUUAAUACAACAACUGUCCAUAGACAAUGCGUUAGAAAUGUUGGCUGUUGCCGAUUCCUACAAUUCACAGGCUUUAAAGACAGCUUCUCUUUUGUUUAUUAAGAAAAAUAUGGCAACACUGGAUAAUUGUAUUUUUGAAGAGCUAAAUAAUGCAGCAUUAGUGCGUGAAUUGUGCAAAUUCCUGGUGUCGUAAGAUGUUUAGAAGGAAUUGAAAAAUAGAUGAUAAUAAAUAAUAAUCAUAUUUUUCUUUAUAUUGAAUUUCUGUGAUUUGUUUUUGUUUGGAUUUUAGAAUAUAAGCACAAAGUUAUUAGAUGUUAUUCCUAAACUAUAAAGUUUUAUUUAAAAUA